Messenger RNA from Centruroides sculpturatus (bark scorpion), 2862 nucleotides. RefSeq lists its product as uncharacterized. Gene Ontology annotation, cellular component: cytoplasm; nucleus. Gene Ontology annotation, biological process: UDP biosynthetic process; CDP biosynthetic process. The record is from RefSeq and is a predicted model, not a curated record. The transcript has 8 exons. Lineage: Eukaryota; Metazoa; Arthropoda; Arachnida; Scorpiones; Buthidae. Gene Ontology annotation, molecular function: ATP binding; UMP kinase activity. Bases 31 to 1311 code for a protein of 426 amino acids.
UCGAAGAAAGUUUACUUCCUGAAUGCGAUAAUGGGGUGCGUUAUAACGAAAAAGAACCGCAAUCAUCGUUUGAAGGAUGUUUUGCCGGAAGUGAACAUUCAAAUUGGUAACAGGGUGAAGCCUAACAGUUUCCCUUACAAGAUCGUCUUCGUCUUCGGUGGACCUGGCUCAAGAAAAGGCAGAAUUGUUAAUGAUUUAGUACAAGGCUAUGGCUUUCAUGUUAUUAAUGCUGAAAAUAUUAUAAGACUAAAACUAAUGGAAAAAAUUAAUUCCGAAUCUGAAGAAAGUGAAUUAAACAAAUAUAUGGGAUCAGCUAAGGAUUUUGAGCAAUUAUUAAGGAAGAGACCUAAAAUUUUGACUUUACAAUGGGUAUUAGAAAAGAUCUCAGAAGAAUUGCAACAAGCAACAGAAGAAGGUUGCAAAUAUUAUUUAAUUGAUUUAGUACCUAAUUUAAGAGCUAUAUUACAAGUAUCUACAUUCAUAAAAGAUUGCAAUAAAGAAAUGGAACAAUUUGAAAAAGAGUGGCCUUGUAUGUUCGCUCUUAAUCUGGCACAAUCUGAAGAAACAAUGGUAGAAAAUAUUUCUACUGCUGUAGCAAAGAAUCCAAAUCAUAUGCAGAAAGGAGGACAGAGUGAUGAGAAAGAUUUUACAAAGACUAAAAAACGAUAUGAAGAAUAUUCUUCCAGUGUAAAAGAAUUUUUGAGAUACUUUGAAGAAUCAGAAAGAUUAGCGACUGUUAAUGUAUCUUGUGGAGUAGCUGAUCUCAUUUGGUCUAGAAUUUCUGAGUUUUUCUUUAGUAUGGGAUUCAAAAAUAAAAUGGCAAUAAAUACAGUGAUUUUAUUUAUUUUUAAAGGAGAUGAUAUAUCAUCAAUAGAUCUAGAAAAAUAUCGAAUGGAAUUAAUUCAUGCAAAUACAUUGAUGAAUAUAUCAAAUGCUUCUUUGGAGGAUUUAUUUCUAGCUCUAAAUGAACAUAUUAAAAAUUCAAGAGUAUCUAUUGAGUCAUUUGUAGUGGAUCUCAAAGAUUAUUCUGUGUUUGAAAAAUUACAAGAGAAAGAUGACAAGCAGAUAUUUUUUGUUGAUGGUGGAGAGAAUCAUCUUCAUCAAUACAUAUAUGUUGGAUCUCAAGCUAGUAAUUGCAAGAAAAAUUUAUUUGAAGUAUCUUUCAAAGCAGUAUCCACUACUGAAAAUGAAAUAUGUUUAUUCCCAAAAGAAAUCCCAACUGAAGUUUGUAAGCAGCUAGCUGUUCUUUAUGCAGAUACGAAAGAAGUUGUUUAUAAUGGAGAGCUAAGUAAUAAUAAUAGAUCAUUAUAAUACUUCCAAACUUGUAUAACACUUCCAAAUGUUUUUACAAAGUAGCUAUUAUUGAAGUUAGUAUAGUGUUAAAACAUAUAUUUUUGUUGUUUUACUAAUAAUACAAUACUCAGAUCGAUAUGAGUAAUUUUUUAUCCUUUUAAUUGUAAGAAUAAUGUUUUUAGUUAUAUAUUUUUUACAUUUUCAUCAUUGUAUGGUGUAUAAUUAUAAUAUAAGCAAACCACAUUUAUUAUUAUACAAAUUUAUUGUAUAAAUAAUUUAGUGUACACCACAAUAUAUUUAAUAUAUAUUAUGAAAAAUAUAAAUAAGAAUUUUGAGAUAAAUCAGUCUUAUAUAAAGUAAAUUCUGCUUAUUGAAUCAGAUAUUGUUAGUCAGUUAUUUAAUUAAUAUCAAAAUUACCAUGUCCCAAGACAUAUAAAACUAAAAUAUGCUUAUAAAACUAUGCUUUUGUAAGCAACAUUUUGGUUACAGUUAUCAUUAUCUUCAGGUAAAUAGGCAUUUUUUAAGCUGUUGUUUCCUACUAUUUCCUUCAAUAUGUGCUGAUAUGCAAGAGUGUUAUCAGUUAUCUGUGUUAUAGUAUGUUAAAUAUUAACUAUUAAUAUUUAAUCAUUAUUUGCAUGCAGUAUAGUAGUUUAAAUUGCUGAAUUUCUUACUUCCGUUAUAUAUUGGAUAACUUAUAACUUAAAGGCUUAUUAAUUAAUAGUAUCUUUUUUAAUUCUAACAUGUUUUUCUAAUAUCAGACUUAAUAAAACUAGAAUUUCCACUAAUUAUAGCUUUAUUUAUUUACCCCACUUCUUGAUAACUUUUAUCGAUAUAGGCUAGUCCCAAAGUGAUUACAAUAAGCAGAAUCUACAGUACAUUGUAUUGAUAUAUUUACAUGUAAAAUUUAAUAACUUUAUUUAUUUAAAUUUAAUAAAAAUUUGUGAUUAAGAAAUUAAAUUUUUAAAUUAGAUAAUAUUUUGGCAAAGAAAUUGUGAAUUCAAAAAAUUUUAAAAAAUAUGUAAUGAAUGUCAAAUUAUACCAUUUAAAAAAUAGCACUGUAUUCUCACUCAAGAUCAUUAUUCAUACAAAUAAACCUGUUACAUGCCAAAAAUAAUCAUAAAAAGAAAAGCACAGUUUUGCAAUAUUAAAGAAUUAGCAAAAAUUAUAAGAAAUUCAUUAUUUUCAAACAUAUUAUGAGGAAUUAUUUUUACAAAAAAAUAAUAAUGAUAAUUUUUUGUUUAUGCUCUGUAAAAAUUGAUUCUUGAUGAUGAAAUUUAUGAAAAAUAGGACAUACUCAAAUGCAUUCACUAACAUAUUUUGCUUAAUUGUCUAAUGGUUGUGUUUUAAAAUCUCAAAACAAUGUUUUUCUUUGUGACUAUCAUUCUGUGCAUAAGGAAACAAAUUACAUUAUCAAAAUAACACUACUUUUAAACAAAACCAAAAUGUUGAAUAACUUUAAACUCUACAAAUUUUAAAAACUCAUUACAUCACUUUAAUGUUUUAGAUAUAAUUUUAAUAUAUGUUUAUUCUGAAAGUUGAAUGAGAAACAUUAAAAGUUUAAUGCAAAAC